Molecule: messenger RNA, 2406 nt
Organism: Periconia digitata
Lineage: Eukaryota; Fungi; Ascomycota; Dothideomycetes; Pleosporales; Periconiaceae
Source: the annotation of a GenBank genome assembly
UUGGCUUCUUUUGUUCUUUGAUUCAUCCAUCCAUUGAUUGCUGUUGUUCUUUCUUUCAAUAGAACCACCCUGCCGUGAACUGGGUACGUACGCCCAAGCCAUGCUGCUCCACUGCCCAGUCAGCGCCCAGUGACGACAGCCAGCCCUGCGCCACUUUGAGCACAUCCAGCCUGGGUACCUGUCCGUGGCUGGGCCAUGAUUUAUACAGCAAGGGAAAAAAGAAGGGAACGAAGGAAAAAAAAAGUUGGAGCCAGCUUUCACUACCACCACCACCACUACUACCGCGCUGCAGUUUGCUACAAGGACGACGGCGACGGGUUAAUCAAAUCCAUAAUUCUCGAUACAUUCAUUCAUGCACACACAUGCGUACAGUGUCUUCGCAUCGUCAGACCAACCCUCUUCAAACAGCCUACCAGGCUUUGCUAGACUGCUUCCUCCGGACUUGAUGUAUGUAUUGCUACCGUCACCUGCCUGGCUGGCUGGCUGGCGAACUAGCAUGUUACGUGAUGUCCAUCCACCUCCUGAACCGAACAGGAGCGUGCUGCUAAGCCUCACUGCACUCCCCACGUUGAAUGCCUUGACACCUGCCAACCCCCUCUCUCUUUUCCCACCCUUUUGCUUGUCUGUCUGUCUGUCUGUCUGUCUGUAUCUAUCUAUCUGUAUUGCUUAUGGGCCGCUUUUGCUGUCGCAUCUAAUUCCUCGAGACCCUUCCGCCAGCAUCCUGGCCUGCCACCUGCCCCAGUGAGCUGCUUUCACCCAGUCGCUCGUUUCAGGUCGUCGCACUCCACCCUUCUCCCUCCGUGUGCCUCCCACCUCCGCCCUUCUCCGUAUACCCUUUUCGCCAGCCCAAAAGAAACCCUCGUUCGCUCGUUCGCCCUCCCACUGCACUGGGGAGCACUCUCGCCGUCGCCGUCAUCGUCGUUGCCAGCAUCCUUACCGUCAAGCCCGGCGCUUGAAUGCUGCGGUUGCAUUGUCCAGCACUCUAAACUUUGACCCCGAACCCAUCAUCAACCCCCAUACACAAUGAAGUUCGCCUCCACCGCCCUGGGGGCACUGGGUGCUUCGGUGCUACUAUCCAGCGCUGGCGCCCUGGAUCUAGAUGUCGAAUCACCAGACUCUAUCAAAGAGGUUGCAUCCGUUGUCGCGGCCGGUAUGCGCGAGUGGUAUACCGGUGACAGACCUGGAGAUGUGCCCGGUAACUUGCCAGCCCCCUACUACUGGUGGGAAUGCGGAGCCAUGUUCAACGCCUUGAUCGAUUACUGGUACUACACAGGUGACGACCAGUACAACGAAAUCACCACCCAGGCCAUGCAGCACCAAGUCGGAGAGAAGAUUGUCGCUUUCAUGCCGGAAAACCAGACCAAGACCCUGGGCAACGAUGACCAGGCUUUCUGGGGCAUGGCUGCCAUGUCUGCGGCCGAGAACAAACUACCAGAUGUGAAGGAAGGCCCCUCGUGGCUCAGUCUUGCCCAGGCAGUCUUCAACACGCAGGUUGCACGUUGGAGUAGCACGUGCGACGGUGGCUUGAACUGGCAGAUCUUCAGAAUCAACAACGGUUUCACCUACAAGAACACCAUCUCCAACGGCUGCUUCUUCAACAUCGCCGCGCGUCUGUACAAGUACACUGGAAACACCACGUAUGCCGACUGGGCCGACAAAGCCUGGCAAUGGCAAUUGGACACGAAAUUGUUUGAGAUCAAGGAUGGAGGUUACCACUUCUACGACGGUGCGGACGAGAAAGACAACUGCCAGAAAGUCGAGCCUAUCCAAUGGACCUACAACAUUGGUGUCCAUCUUGCCGGUGCUGCUGCCAUGUGGAAUGCUUCUGACAUUUCCAAGAAUGGAACCCGAAAGGAGAGAUGGGCCAAGGAAUUGGAUCUUUUGAUCAAGGGUCUCGAUAUCUUCUUCCCCGACGGCGUCAUGAAGGAGGUUGCCUGCGAAGAUAUCGGCACGUGCAACAACGAUCAACGGUCGUUCAAAGCAUACCUCGCCCGUUGGAUGGGAUACGCGAUGCUUGUGGCACCCGAACUUACCUUUGAUGAAUUGAUGAAGAGACUCAAGGCCUCUGCACCCAUGGCCGCCAAGACUUGCAACAAGUCGACGGAUUCGCAAGCCAAUUGCGAUUUGAAGUGGAAUCCCAAGGGCAAUCCGGACGGCAAGAUUGGUCCUGGCGAAAACAUGGCCGUGCUCGAGGUUGUACAGAACCUGUUGGUCAAGAACGCACCCGGGCCUGCUACCGAAGCGGUGGGCGGCAUUUCCAAGUCGAAUCCCGACGCUGGUGGCGGUACAAUGGAUGCCCCCGUGACGUUCAACCCUGUGACUACUGCUGGCAGAGCGGGAGCUGGUAUCUUGACAGCUUUGGUGCUCGGCGCAACGCUCGGAGGAGCCUACUGGAUGGUGUCGUAA